This is a messenger RNA of Alternaria novae-zelandiae, 1968 nucleotides long. RefSeq lists its product as uncharacterized. Lineage: Eukaryota; Fungi; Ascomycota; Dothideomycetes; Pleosporales; Pleosporaceae. The transcript is spliced from 5 exons. Gene Ontology annotation, molecular function: zinc ion binding; DNA-binding transcription factor activity, RNA polymerase II-specific; DNA binding. Gene Ontology annotation, biological process: DNA-templated transcription; regulation of DNA-templated transcription. The record is from RefSeq and is a predicted model, not a curated record. The coding region runs from base 1 to 1968 and encodes 655 amino acids.
AUGAUAUCCCCUACUCAGAUAUCUUCCGCGAACUUGAACGCGCAAAAACGCGCAUACAGACAGAGACGUAAGGAUCCCUCGUGCGAUGCUUGUCGAGAACGCAAAGUCAAGUGCGAUGCAACCGAGACAUCGGCUUGUUCGGAAUGCUCGAGCCGUAACCACAGGUGUCAAUUCACCAAGGAGACCAACCGGCGAAUGUCAUCCAUCAAACAGGUCCAGGAUCUCCAGAGUCAGAUUGCCGAGUUGACUCAUGUCAACUCUCAGCUGCGCACCAAGGUCUCCGAUGGUGAGCCUUUAGAUCCCGAACGGACAGACACGAAGCGCAGGCUUUCUGAAGCUCAGAUUGGCGCCAUACCGGGACCACGUCCGAUCACAAUGCCAGCCUUGAACAACUUCGACCAGGUCCGCAGCAACAUCCGAACACAUGCCCAAGGCAUAUUUUCUACACCCCAUCACGAUCCAAAGGGCGCUGGAUUGACAAAUUGGCGGUCACCCGAGAUACCAAUACGCGCAGACUUUGCGUAUCUCGCUCGCUCAUACAUGGAGACGAUACACGAGUCGUAUCCUGCUGUUCACUGGCCCACCUUUCAGCGGGAAGUGGACGAAGUGUACACUUCGAAAACAUUCGAGGGUUGCUCUCGUGAAUGGGUUGGAUUAUUCUUUGCGGUAUUGGCUUGUGGUGCUUUGCAAGCUGAACCGGGGCACACCAACUCUCCUACCUCAGUGUCAAAGGGCCAGGCAAUGUAUGAGACCGCGACUGCUGUUCUCCAGUCCUGGCCGCAUGAUGUCUCAGUUACAUAUGCCCAAGCAGCACUUCUGUUGAGCAUCUACGCUACUGAGUGCAACUUGGGCCCUGCGGGCUCUAUGUGGCUCGCCUCUGCCGCGAGAAUGGCUCAGGAAUUGCAAAUAUGCCCUGAAGUCGAUGUCUGGCCUCUUGUCGACGGUGAGAUCCGACGUAGGCUCUGGUGGUCCAUCUACGUUCGCGAUAGGAUCAUGUCGCUUGAGACAGGCAAGCCUAUGAUCAUCAACGAAAUCGACUGCGAAAUAUCUCUGCCAUCCGCCGUGGACGACCGCUACAUCCAACCGAACAGUUCCUUCCGCUCGUUAGCGAAGCCAACUCACUAUACUGGGUUCAUGGCGAACAUACACAUCACACGCCUAUAUGCGCCACUGCGGCAAAUUCUCAAAUCAAGCGUAGUUCUGCCACAGAGCCUACAAAGCUUUGAUGAAGAGCUUCGACUUAAGUUGCUGCUCCUUCCUGAAGCCUACCAGCCUGAUUCCAAUACACUGUUCGACAUGUCGGCACUGCCUACAAUCUUUUGCUUGUUGUCCGCUCGCUUUAGUGUGUACCGGCGCAAUCUGACUCCAGUAGCCGGUCUCGCGGAGCGAUACAAGGCUGCACUCGUUUGCUUGCAUCUCUCUAGGGCUAUUGGCAAUCGACGGAAGCUCAACACGGCGUGCGGAAAGCACGUGGUAUUCUUCCUCGAAAGGAUGUUCGACAGAGUGCGUACCGGGCGCGCAAGCAGUCAUCAGCUCGAGCAGGAUGAGGAGAUGAUCGCGUACGUCAGUGCGGACGCUCAAAGCAGCCUUGAGCAUUCUUGGGUUUGGGCGGGUGAUAAUUUGAUCUCUUCGAGCAUGAAGCCAGACCCGACCCCCAUCGCUACAAGAUCGCCGAGCGGCGAUGAACCGAUGCGGGACGCACUACCAUUGCGCACGUCAUCUGGUUCACCGAUGAACACUACAACUGAACCGGAUGAGUGGAGCAAGGUUGAGCAAAUGGUCAAGCAGCUGAUGGAUGAGCUCCUUCAUCGAUCCACGCAAUCGCCUGCCUACUAUCCUCCACCCCAUAAUCCUGUUAAGCGCGUGCAGUUGGCACCGGAAGCACCACCACCACCACCAAAGAUGGCACCAAACCCAAGUCCGACACCGUCAGGCACAAGUCGCAUCAGCAUUGCGAACAUUAUAUGA